AUGUUGGUGUUUCUACAAAGAUCAUCACGAUAUUUAUUUUCUGAUUGGCUUGUUGGUGGUCAUGUGAACGUGCCUACGACCAAGAAGACUUACUGCAAGAGCAAGGAGUGCAGAAAGCACACCUUGCACAAGAUUACCCAAUAUAAGAAGGGUAAGGGUAGUUUGGCCGCUCAAGGGAAGCGCCGUUACGACCGCAAACAGUCCGGUUAUGGUGGUCAGACCAAGCCCGUUUUCCACAAGAAGGCAAAGACCACCAAGAAGAUUGUGCUAAGGCUGCAAUGUCAGGGUUGCAAACAUGUUUCUCAACAUCCGAUCAAGAGGUGCAAGCACUUUGAGAUCGGUGGGGACAAGAAGGGGAAGGGAACAUCUCUUUUCUAAACGUGUUAUCAUAUAUCAUGUGCUUUGUUAGUUUUACUUUGCUGCAGUUGUUGGAACGGAAAGCAAUAUAGAAUUUUGUUGAGUUUGGUUU
Messenger RNA from Hibiscus syriacus, 469 nucleotides. RefSeq names its product 60S ribosomal protein L44-like. Bases 1 to 378 code for a protein of 125 amino acids. The record is from RefSeq and is a predicted model, not a curated record. The transcript has 4 exons. NCBI's taxonomy places the organism in Eukaryota, Viridiplantae, Streptophyta, Magnoliopsida, Malvales, Malvaceae. Gene Ontology annotation, molecular function: structural constituent of ribosome. Gene Ontology annotation, biological process: translation. Gene Ontology annotation, cellular component: cytosolic large ribosomal subunit; ribosome.